CUGCUGCUGUGGCAAGUUCCAGCUAGCAGGCAGCCGGAUCAGGUUGGUCCAGUCGCAGUACCUUCAGUCCCGGUAGAGUCGGGUGUCUCUUUCCGGUGUCCGACGGGAGGAUACUUUAGUUGCCGUGUGUGUGAUGGAACUGGACAAAAUGGACGAAAACGACUGGAAAUACCACGGAGAGGGAAACAAGAGCCUGGUGGUCUCUCACGUUCAGCUCUCCAGAGUUCUACGUUUGCUCAAAUACCCAGCAGAGGACUCUGAGAACCCCCCACAGACGGUGGAGCAGGCCUUCAGGCAGAUCCAGAACAUCGUGGACUUCAGCUCCAACGUGAUGAGCAGCCUGCUGGGGGACAAGUUCGUCCACAGUGGGGAAGUCGUCAAACUCCCGCUGGAGUUUGUUCGACAGCUGUCCAUCAAGAUUCAACAUCAGAGACCAGCGUGGCGCUGUGAUAAAGUCAUGGACAUCUACAGCGGCUGCGCUCUGUGCCUGCCCAACCUGACGUCUCCGUCUCUGCACCCACAGACGCACUGUCCCCCCCUCUGCGUCGAGAUCAAGCCUAAAUGUGGCUUCCUGCCGUCUCCCAAACACGUCAGCAAAGACAUGAAGACCAAAGUGUGUCGUUACUGCAUGCACCAGCACUACAAGGUGGCCAACGGGAAGUGGAAGAGACGCAGCCUGUACUGUCCUCUGGACCUCUUCUCAGGGAACAGACAGAGGAUGCAGUUCGCCGUCAGACACCUGAUCGAAGAACCUCAGAACAACUUCAAAGUCUUUAAGGGCGGUCAGUGUGUUUACAGCAGUAAGGAAGGAGGUGACGACCCGCCAGACGUGAACGUUCUGCUGCACCAUCUCAGACCCUACUUCCAGACCGGAAACAACCGGAUCAACGGACACGUGACCGGCAAGGCUGUCCUGAACGACUUCAUCCAGGUUCUGGUUAACGUCCUGCUGAGCAGUGGGGGCGGAGCCGGAGGACAGGUGACUGAUAGACGAGGAGAGGGGCGGAGCUUCUGUCAGGCCAGCCUGUUGAACAAGGAGCGGAUUCGUCACGGAUCUCAGGGUCUACCCAGCGACAGUGUUCUGUUCCGGAUCCUGCAGACACAGAUGUUGGACACGUUGGACAUCGAAGGUCUUUAUCCUCUGUACCGCCAAGUGGAGCAACACCUGCAGGACUUCCCCAAAGACAGGACCCGGCUCCAGAUCGACGGACCGUACGGUGAAACCUUCCUGGAGAAAGUCCAGAAGUUUUCAACGGAGGACGACAGCUCCGUGGAGUUCGCUGCUGCUAAGGUCCAUCAGUACCGGAUCGCCAUGACGGCCAAGGACUGCUCCCUCAUGGUGGCCCUCGUGCCCAGUGCUGAGGAAGAGGACGAUGAUGAAGACCUCUCGUCUCAGAGGAGACCCCUCAGACCUCCUGCCUUCUCCUCCUCCGUCUCCAUCCUGGACCUGGACCCCAAACCGUUCGACAGCAUCCCCCGCCAGCUGCGCCUGGACCAGAAGAUCGUCUCGUGUUACCUGAGGACCGGCGGUGCCUUGCCCAAGGGCUCCCUGUCGCUGCUCCCCAGCAUCAUGGCGUCGGCGGAGAGGGACGACCGCACGCUGCUGUUCCACCCCGUGUGACCCGGGUCGGACCGGCGCCGGCUUCGACAUGCCACGGCCUGUAGAGGUGAACCCCAGCACCGGUUCUGCCUCGACCCGGUUUCAUCCCAUUCGUUGUGUUUUUGGUUCAAAGACCGGCGCCGGGCUCCUGAUGGGAUCAACGGUUAGUUUUUACCCACAAUGCUUUGUGUUAAUCCCUGUCAGCUGAUCUAUCACCGUUUAUCAACAUUCAUCUGACUGGACCUGCAGACGCGGGUCAGGAAGGUCAAAGCUGCCUGUGAAGGAGCAGUUCUGAUCCGGGUCACAGGUCACACAGGUAAAAACACUAACUCUGAACCAGACCACACCUGAACAGGUGAGGUUCUGUCUGGACCUUCAACCCGUCCAGAACAUUUAUCUGAACACUGCCACCUGCUGGUGGAUCAGGUCUGUUCCACAAUCAGCAGGUUCUCAUCAAGGAUGUCAGGUAAACCAGGUGUAGUCUGGAUCCAUCAGAACCAUCAGAACCUGCCGACAUCAAACUUUGAUGUUUUAUUUACUAAAUCAGGUGAACUGCUCCUUUAACGGCUCUGUUUGUUUGUUUGUUUGUUUGUUUGUUUUUCACGCCACUCCUGUUUUCAUCUGAGGCAGUAUUUAGUCUAAAGUUUGCCAACGAGCUCAGAUGGACCCGGUUCUGUUUGAUCCACAUCAAACCCUAAGUUAAAGCCGCAGGAUGUUGUUUUUAUUUGUUUAAACCUCCACGGUCCUGAUCCGGUCCUCUGUGGUUCUGAGGUGGUCUGGAAGGAUCGGGGUCCGUUUAAAACUUUUUCACGUAUGUUUCACUUCUAACUGUCAGGACUGAUGAGGCCCGGUCUUCAGAACUCUUCUGGGUCUGAGCUUCAAGCUGCUGCUCUGCUGGUGUUUGUGCCAUAAGUGACUUCCUGUUUGUUUGUUUGUUUGUUUGUU
This is a messenger RNA of Austrofundulus limnaeus, 2545 nucleotides long. It is a transcript of the gene ippk, whose product is annotated as inositol 1,3,4,5,6-pentakisphosphate 2-kinase. Gene Ontology annotation, biological process: inositol phosphate biosynthetic process. The transcript is spliced from 14 exons. Lineage: Eukaryota; Metazoa; Chordata; Actinopteri; Cyprinodontiformes; Rivulidae. Gene Ontology annotation, molecular function: ATP binding; inositol-1,3,4,5,6-pentakisphosphate 2-kinase activity. The record is from RefSeq and is a predicted model, not a curated record. The coding region runs from base 134 to 1621 and encodes 495 amino acids. Gene Ontology annotation, cellular component: nucleus.